Diuraphis noxia (Russian wheat aphid) is the source of this 1544-nucleotide messenger RNA. RefSeq lists its product as uncharacterized. NCBI's taxonomy places the organism in Eukaryota, Metazoa, Arthropoda, Insecta, Hemiptera, Aphididae. The record is from RefSeq and is a predicted model, not a curated record.
CGCAGAGAGAAAUUUGUACAGUGGCGAGUAGCGACUAAGACGACACGGUCAUGUUACGUCGAUAAACGCGUGUGUUGUAGCUAUACUCGAGUGAAGUUAAUACAGUCAUUGUCGUUGGAAUUUAUUUGUCAAAAAUGAGCAAUCCAUCGGAGACUUUUUUCGAUUAUUAUAAGCUACCAGGACCUUGGUACAACGUCAAGUACACGAUUUAUUACUGGUUUUUCACUGCGAUUAAGACGAUUUUGCGUUUAUUCGACAUUCAUACGAAACACGGUAAACCGGAAGACAACGACGGGCCACACGAACUUAACGAACAUAUUGGAUAUGACGCCACUUGGAUUGGAGGCACCACGCCUGACGGCAAAUGGAUCAUAUUGGCGCUCGAUAGACGAAACGAUUGUAAAAUUUCCAUAGGAUACGCGUCUUUAAAGAUUCCAGGAAUCGGACACCUGUCUACUCCGAUGUAUCCAAAAUCCAUGGAUAACGCGYUGGGAAAUAGCGACAAYGGUUUUAUUUUGGAUAAAUUUACUAUGACAAUGAUCGAACCUCUCCGACGUUGGAAAGUCAAUUUCGAAGGUAAAAUGACGUUUGUAGACGAUCCGGACACUUCGGCUAACGUAAAGAUAACGGCAGAGUGGACGAGCAAACAUGACGUGUGGCUACUGAACCGGGACUUGAGUAGCGAAUCGUUUGCCGACUCGAUCGCGCUGGAAAACUGGAAUAUGUUCUCCGCCACCAUAUUCGACCGUUCCAAAGACAACGUGGUGCAUUGGGAACAAUUCGGUCGGUUGGACGCUAACAUCGAGAUCGACAGGAUMGGAAUCGAAAUUCGCAACGCCGCGACCGUCAGGGACAGAAGCUUCGGUAAAAUUAGAGAUUUUACAGCGUUGCACAGAUACUUCUACAUAACCAUGUUCAUGGAAAACGGUCAGUCUUUGGUGAUCACGGUAGUUUGCCACAAAAAGACGUUUUCGCGGCUGUUUUUCGGAUUUAUCAGCAACGACGAUGGUACCAAYAGCAACAUAGACUGGACCGAUUUGAACAUAUAUCAAUUCGGCGAAAACGGCAGAGUUACCGAAGAACUGUGUUUUUUAAUAAGAAUCGGUAAAGUCGUCCGUGCCGUGCAAGUCGUGUGUGACAGCAACCAACACUGGUAUCGACUGGAAAAGGGUGUAAUAAGAUGCGAACAGGUCGGUGACUGUUUGGUCGACCAUGUGCCUGGAAAGUGUAUGAUCCAGUCAYUGUACAGCGAGACGUCGCUGAAGGCGAAAACUUUUUGCAAGCAACUGAGUUAUUUGGACUAUUAAUUAUAUUUCAACAAUUAUAUCAAAGAUUUUUUUUUUAAAGAUAUUAUUAUUGUGUUAACUAUCUGCGAUUUUUUUCUUUUGUUUAUGUCUAAGAAAAAUCGAAUCGAUAAUCCCACUCACGGUUAUAUAUUCGAUGUCCGCAAUAAUAGACUGUCGGGUGUGCAAUACUAUGCAUUGGUCCUACCAAAUCAAUUUUUAUAUCAAUUAUAAAUUAUAAUCAAAACAAUACAGCAUUAU